CUCUGCCUGCAGGGUCCCAUUAGCGCGGGCGGCAGAGGCUGGACGCCCGGUGCUGCCUCUCUGCAGGAGCCCGACGCCAAGCGCGCAUCCUCGGCUGCGUGUGUGUUUUACAGCCCUCCAUGCUACCCGACUAAAAGGAGAAAAUGGGCACCGGGGAUUUCAUCUGCAUUUCCAUGACCGGAGGGGCGCCCUGGGGCUUCAGACUGCAAGGUGGCAAGGAGCAGAAGCAGCCCCUCCUAGUUGCUAAGAUCCGAAGCCAGAGCAAAGCCUCGGGAUCUGGGCUCUGUGAGGGCGAUGAAGUGGUUUCCAUCAACGGCAACCUGUGUGCGGACCUCACGUACCCGCAGGUGAUUGAGCUCAUGGAGAGCGUGACGGACUCUCUGCAAAUGCUCAUCAAACGACCUUCCAGUGGAAUAAAUGAGACUUUGAUCUCUGAAACUGAAAUAAAAAACCAUGAGCAUCUCCCCUACGAGGGGAGCGUGGAAAGCACGACCCUGCAGAUCCGACCAGCCACAAAGUGCCAGUACAGAGAGCCCUGCACCACCCCAGCCAAGAGUGGAGCUCCCCUCGCUGAGGACCAAGGAAGGGGUCCUGGCUUUUCUGGGAGCAAAAACGAAGAAACAGUCCUGAGCUACCAGGCGGCCCCCCACAUGCCUGAGGCCCCAAGAGGACACGUGACAGAGGAGGUGAUCUUACGGGAGAAAGUGGCCAUGGGGCGGCCAGGCCCUGUGGUUGAGCUACAACUGUCCCUUUCCCAGGAGGGACCCAAGGGCACUAGUGCCCCUGUCGUGGCUCUCUUGGGAGCUGAAAAAUCUAAGUCUCCUGACCCAGAUCCUAACUUACACCACGGCAGGGUUGUCCACAUAAACUCAGUUCCCACUAAUGAGAAAGGGGACCCCUCUCUGCGGUCCAGCAAGAUAAUCCAGAUCUCCAGUGGCCAAGAGCUGAGAGUGAUCCAAGCCCGGGAGGCAGGGGACGCAGGGCUGCCCCGAGUGGAAGUGGUCCUGGACUGCUCUGACAGGCAGAAGACGGAAGGGUGCAGGCUUCAGGCAGGAAACGGGGGUGUGGAUGCUCCCGGGGAAGGAGGGCAGUCAGAAGCACCUCCUUCUCUGGUCUCCUUUGCCGUCUCAUCAGAAGGCACGGAGCAGGGAGAAGAGCCGCGCUCGGAAAGGGAUCACAGCAGACCACACAAGCACAGAGCGCGCCACGCACGGCUCCGGAGGAGUGAAAGCCUCUCUGAGAAGCAGGUGAAAGAGGCGAAGUCCAAAUGCAAGAGCAUCGCCCUGCUCCUGACCGACGCCCCCAACCCCCACUCCAAGGGGGUGCUGAUGUUUAAGAAGAGGCGGCGGCGGGCCAGGAAGUUCACGCUCAUCAGCUACGGGACGGGCCAGCUCGGGCGGCAGGAGGACCCGGAGGACCUGGACGACGGCGACGGGGACGACGCCUUCGAGGUAGCUCUGCUGGGCGCCAGCGAGUCGGACGCGGACGAGGGGCUGUUGUCCGACCCGGACGACAACGCACCAGUGGUGAACUUCGACUGGGACUCGGGACUGGUGGACAUUGAGAAGAAGGCGCGCCGCGGGGACAGGAUGGACAUGCUGCCGGACACCACAGGCAAGGGGGCGCUCAUGUUCGCCAGGAGGAGGGAGAGGAUGGACCAGAUCAGCGCCCAGGAGGAGGGCCGGGCGGGCGCAGGGCACACGGACGGCCCGGCCCCGGCCCCGGCCCCGGCCCCGGCCCACCGCAGGGCGGAGCAGGCGUCGGUGGCCGCGCACAGCCACAGCGCCGUGAGCAGGAGCUACAUCGAGGUGAGCCGGGGGCCCGGCCUCGCGCCCCAGCAGAACGGCCUCGGCACAGCGCCCGAGCCGGCGGAGGCCCACCGCACGGUGCCCGUGAACAGGACGGCCAGGCCCUUCCCGGGGCCUGGGCACCAGCCUGCGGCCCUCUUCUCCCCGCCCCGGAGCGUGGCGAGCCCCGUGGCCGACUUUCCCGCGCCUCCGCCCUACUCUGCGGUCACACCGCCCCCCGAAGCCUUGGCCAGGGCGGCGUCGAGCCCGGGGGCCGGCCCCGCACAGCCGCCGCCGUGGCCCCAGCCCGCCCCGUGGUCCCAGCCGGCCUUUUACGAUGCGUCGGAGCGCAUCGCCUCCCGGGAUGAGCGGAUCGCGGUGCCGGCCAAAAGAACAGGCAUACUGCAGGAGGCCAAGCGGAGGAGCACGACGAAGCCCAUGUUCACGUUCAAGGAGCCCAAAGUGAGCCCGAAUCCCGAACUCCUGUCGCUUCUCCAAAACGCGGAGGGCAAACGGGGCACCGGAGCUGGAGGUGACUCGGGCCCCGAGGAAGACUACCUCAGCUUAGGGGCAGAGGCCUGUAAUUUCAUGCAGAGCCCCUCUGCCAAACAAAAGACACCCCCUCCCGUCGCUCCCAAACCUGCAGCGAAGUCCUCACCCUCCCAGCCGGCCACCCCAGCCUCGCCAGUCUGUUCCCCCGGGGCGGCUCCGGCGCAGCCCCCUGCCUUCCCCACGUCCGGCCCGUCGCAGGGCGCCGUGGUCUCGUCCGUCAAAACGGCCCAGCCUUCUUACCCUGCCGCGCGGCCCGCGAGUGCCCUCAACGUGGCUGGUCCCUUCAGAGGACCCCAGGCAGCAGUUGCCAGUCUGAACUCCACAGCCAAGCCCGUGGCUGCCGCACCCGCUGCGGCGGGGCCGCCCCCAGAGCUCCCCGAGAUGCGCGGGAAAGGUGCCCAGCUCUUUGCCAAGAGGCAGUCCCGGAUGGAGAAGUACGUGGUGGACUCGGACACGGUGCAGGCCCACGCCGCUCGCGCGCAGUCCCCCACGCCGUCGCUGCCGGCCACGUGGAAGUACUCCCCCAACGUCCGCGCGCCGCCUCCCGUGGCCUACAACCCGAUCCACUCCCCCUCCUACCCGCUGGCCGCCGUCAAGUCCCAGCCGGGAGCGCCACAGGCCUCCAAGACCAGCAAGAAAAAGGGCAAGAAGCCUCUCAACGCUCUGGAUGUCAUGAAGCACCAGCCCUACCAGCUGAACGCGUCCUUGUUCACUUUCCAGCCUCCAGACGCAAAGGCUGGCCUCCCCCAGAAGGCGCCCGCCAAGCUCAGCUCGGUACCGGCCAUGAAGCAAGCUCUCCCUCCCCGGGCGGUGAACGCCGGCUCGCCCACUGGCGUGCGGGCCUCGUCCGUGUACUCGGUGCCGGCCUACAGCGCUCAGCCCGCCUUCUUCGCGGAGGCCACCUCGCCGGUCAGCGCAAGCCCCGUGCCCGGCGGCGUCCCCAGCUCGCCAAAGCAGGAGUCAGCCUCGGCACCUUAUUUUGUGGCACCAAGGCCGAAGUUCUCAGCCAAGAAGAGUGGUGUCACAGUUCAGGAGAGGGAACGCUCCCAGUCUCUUCCCGGAAGACCAGCCCCGCCCACCAUUGCUACAUCGCCAUGGGCCUACCAGCUGGCCUGGAGCUCCCCUACCCAACCAGCUGGGGGGCUAGAGAGAGCAAACAGGAGACUGAGCCCUUGGGAAGCGGCAGCACAGUCUCCUCUUGGCCGAGUGGAUGCUGCCUUUAAACCCAGAAGCAUCCAGGAAUCCAUCGCGGCAAAUGUGGUCUCAGCAGCUCGGAGGAAGGUGCUUCCCAGGGCCUUGGAGGACUGGAGUGAGACACUGUCCUGUGCUCCCCAAGCCCCGCAGGUCUGCGUGGGCUCGUCUGGGCGAGAGCACAGUGCCGCACUCCUCGCCAACGACAGCAUGCUCACCAACUCCCAGUAUGGCUCAGGGCUGCCAUAUGCACACCAUAGGCAGCCUUCCAGAAAUGAUUCUGAAGUCGCGUCUGAUCACUGUCUUUCCGUAGCUGAUUGCAACUAUAACCCACACCCAAGGGGGUGGAGACGCCAAACAUGAAAGUCAGAGCUGGUCGUGUACCACCCACAACAGUAACUUUUACAUGUUCUUUUGCAGGGUUUUUGACUUAUCUGGUAGAUUUAGACUCAUGUCAGUCUUAGCUUGUUCUCAGAAUCACCUGAGUGUGUGUGCAUGUGUACACAUGUGCGUGUGAGUCAUUUCCUUGUCUGCUGCUGCACGAAGAAUUUCUUUGAAGAAAAAAUGCAUUUUCUGCAUUAAUGUGCUGGCACUUAUACCUAAUCCAUAAUCUCAAUUCCAUUUAUUCCAUGAACAUGGAGUAAUCUAGGCAACAAAACCAAGCUCAAGUAAACGAAAUUAAGCCUUUUCUUCUAUGCAUCUUGUUUCCGGAAGGAGUUAAUGAAAUGCAGUGUAUGAACUGCCAAUAGCAGUGACAGUGAGGUGUGGCACACUGUAGAUGCUGUCAGUGGGACCAUGCCAGAGAACAAUCAUAAAAACGAUGUCCUUGGUGUUACUUUAAGCAUUUCUCAGAAACACUUAAAAAUGUAUUAAAAUUCAGGUUUGGUUUUCAGAAUUGAAAUAUAGGCAUUCUAAGAAAGAAAAAUCUGAGAGUAAGAGGAUUAUACAUUUCAGAGGAGUUUUGAAGUAAAUGGUGUAAUGUGUGGGGAGUAGAAAGAUUUAAGUAUAGGAUUUUUAAAAUCAAUUUAAAGCCAGCAGCCUGAGACAGGAAUAGACUCAGGGUUCUGGUAUCCUCAUUGAUUAGAUGAGCAAAUCAGGUUAUCUAAUCUCUUGUAUCCUUAACAGCUCUGAUACUCUGAGAUACUCUCAUUGAUGCAUUAUUCAUUUUUGUUGCUCAUCAUAUAAAUAUCAGAUUAAAUUUAGGAGUGGAUUAGGUCAUUGAUGUCACCUCAUGUAUCAUUAAAGGUCUAAAGAAAUUGUUGGGUGGCAGGUUUUGUGCUACGUGUUACAUGGAGUGAGGGUUGAUGUGAAUAAAAAAACUUGAUGGAUUUAAGGAAGUGGUAGAUGGAUGUGUCUGUUAUUAUGCAACUGAAGGGCAUGACCAUUUAUUUAGUUAUAGAAAACAUGCCACAGGAGCCUAUGCAACAAGUGGUGUUUCUUUAGAUAAAGUCAUCACUAGGAUGUUCAAAGGAAGUUAGACAGCUGCUUGGUCCAUCCCAUGACCCGUACUAGUCAGCAUGACCAUGAGACAGUCAGUCAAACACCAUGCUCACUGCCAUACCCGCAAAGUAUCAAGCACAGGAAAAUUCAAUGUAUGCUACAUCAUAAACAAGUAUUAAGAAUAUUUUUAAAUUAAAAAAAAAAACAUUGAGUAUUCAAAACUUUCUUAGGUUUUUAAAAGUGAUUAUUUUGUUUUACUUUUUAACGUUUGAACUUAUUAUGAUGGUGUCUUUCACAGAAUAAAAGUUUUAAAAAAAUCUUCCAGGGUACAAGUGACCCCUUCCCUUGGAAGUAAAAGAAAACAAAUUUGAAGAAAUCACAAGUUCUAUAACUGAUGGACCCAACCGGAUGCUAAUUUGUUUAGUUAAGGAGAAAAGAUGAACAUUUUCCAAAGUUAUAGUGUUAAAUUAUCUUGAAUUGAUAUAGUGUUAAUUCUCUCAAAUUAUAAGACAUACUUAUUGAUCCCUAAGCGUUUCUAAGGAAUCCUAAAAAGUAAUGCCGGCCAUAUUGAUUCAUCUCUUAGCAACUCCUCGGGGACCCCCACACGAAACACUGACUCCUUUCAAACUUUACUUUAGUGGUUCAAUUAUUGUAGUUGGGAAUGUUUUAAGAAAUGGUUGGUUUAGCGGGAAAGACUUUGCCUGAUGGCAUCAGACCAUAUUCUGUCGCUUUCUUUUAUAAAUGCCGGCUGUUAUUUCCACUACUCCUAGGAUUUGAUGUAGCCCGAUUCCAGAAGCUGAUAUAUGCUGUACUGUUAUUCACUGAAACUUUCACUAGACUCAAAAUACAGAAAGGCAGGCAUUUUAAACUUAAAUAUUAUUAUUAUAAAACAGCCAUCUUCCUCUUUGCACUAGAUCAAAAUUGUCAUCUGUAUGAAGUUACCUGAAUUUAUUCUAGAUACCAAGAGAAAGACAAUCCAUGGCAGGAAAGUUGUACAUUUUAUGCACAAAGAAAUGAAGGUCUCAUAUGUUUAUUAGAAAUCAAUGUUUCAAGAAGUCAUGCUUUGCAGGUAUAAUUCUGAAAAGCAAAAGGGCCACUGUCAAAUCAUCACACAAUGUACUGUGUGUGUUUAUUUUAUUCCCAGUUUACUUGAAAAGGCGUGAAGCUGGCACAUUCAAGCUAUUGUUUGAGGUAGGGCGCUGCCAGGCUGAGAGCUGGUACCUACCUGUGAGUGAGAUGACAGACUUAGGUAACUGUCGGAUAGACACAGCCAUUUUUGGGAAGAGCUGUUGCUGGCAAACGCAUGCCACACUUGUUGUUAAGACUUUUCUGCUAGUAGCAAGAGUUCCUGCCGUACCAUGGAUUAAAAUUAUUCUCUAAACUUACAGUGUACCAGCCAUAGGGACACUAAUUUGGCCCAUUUCCUCCCUCUUGAGCUUAAAUGCCUUAUUAUUGCAUGUUGUGGAGUGCUCGUCAUUACAAUGAUUUAAAUUGCAUCUCAUAUUUUGAGUUUUAAAAAUGCACAGAUUCUAGCCCAUUUAUCUCUGAAUAUGUCUCUUUUAUGCUUUGACACCAUAACUCACAUUGGAAAGAGCCAACCUAUUAGGGCUCAAGCACAUAGAUGUAGUAAUGAAUUGAAACUUUGGGUAAAAAAAUGGUUGUAUUAAGUAGGCUCAGUUACGAUAAUUAGAGAGGCAUUAUAGAAAUGUUUGUUUUUAAGAGAAAGUAGACUUUCACAUUUGGUUUCCAGUCAAAGUAGAAGUAUCUACACUUUCCACACUUGUCCAUUCGGGAAAGACUGUUUUCCUGCUAAUUAGAUUGACAUUUCCACCUGUGCUUAUCCCAAAAGACUGUAUUUAAAAGGUGCAUACUGAAAUUCAAAAUUAUAUUAGUAAU
This is a messenger RNA of Hipposideros armiger (great roundleaf bat), 6866 nucleotides long. It is a transcript of the gene SYNPO2, whose product is annotated as synaptopodin 2. Bases 144 to 3893 code for a protein of 1249 amino acids. The transcript has 5 exons. Lineage: Eukaryota; Metazoa; Chordata; Mammalia; Chiroptera; Hipposideridae. The record is from RefSeq and is a predicted model, not a curated record. Gene Ontology annotation, cellular component: nucleus; Z disc; stress fiber. Gene Ontology annotation, biological process: positive regulation of actin filament bundle assembly. Gene Ontology annotation, molecular function: actin binding.